This is a messenger RNA of Lucilia cuprina (Australian sheep blowfly), 512 nucleotides long. Its product is annotated as vasotab. The record is from RefSeq and is a predicted model, not a curated record. Lineage: Eukaryota; Metazoa; Arthropoda; Insecta; Diptera; Calliphoridae. The transcript has 3 exons. Gene Ontology annotation, molecular function: protein binding. The coding region runs from base 131 to 406 and encodes 91 amino acids.
CGAUCGAAUGACCGGCGUUAUAAAAACUGAUUGUUAUUUUGCUUUUGGAUUUAGUUUAUUUUAAAACUUAAACCAGAUUUGAGUGUUUUGAUUUGCAAGAAGAAAAAUAAUAUUGUUUUUAUAAAUAAAAAUGCGUUUUGCUUUUGCUGUUUUAUUGGUUGUUUGUUUGGCCGCUGUCGUUUUAGCCAGCCCUGCUAAAAAUAAACAGGCACCUGCCUGUUCCCGUGAUUGUGGUGAUAAAUAUGAUCCCGUCUGUGCCAAAGCUAAAAAUGGCAGUAAGGAACGUCUUUUAACUUUUGGCAGUGAUUGUGUUAUGGCCAAUUAUAACUGUCAACAUGGUGAUGAUCCAUAUGAAGUGAAAUCUAAAGGUGAAUGCGGUGGCAAUGUUAGCGUGCGUUUGUCUUAAUUGUUUAGCAACAAACAAUUGUUAAUUGAGUAGACAUUAAAACCAUUAUACUUUCACAUAUGAAUAUGUAUUUGUUUUUAUUAACAAUAAAGCAUUAUAUACUAUA